ACCAUUAAUAUCUCUCCUUUCGUAUCUACCUUUCCAUGGGGAAGCAUCAAACACACAAAAUCAAUAAUGGGAGCACUAACAAUAACCUUAAUGCAACUAACACCGUGACCACCAAGGUGAAACGAACAAGGAGAAGUGUCCCUAGAGAUUCUCCACCUCAACGUAGCUCAAUAUAUAGAGGAGUCACUAGGCACCGAUGGACAGGCCGAUAUGAAGCUCAUUUGUGGGACAAGCAUUGCUGGAAUGAGUCACAGAACAAGAAAGGACGACAAGUCUACCUCGGUGCUUAUGACGAUGAAGAAGCCGCAGCACAUGCUUAUGAUCUAGCAGCAUUGAAGUACUGGGGUCAAGAUACCAUUCUUAAUUUUCCGUUGGCGACCUACCAGAAUGAUCUGAAAGAAAUGGAGGGUCAAUCCAGGGAGGAGUACAUUGGAUCACUAAGGAGGAAAAGCAGCGGAUUUUCCCGUGGAGUUUCUAAAUACAGAGGUGUUGCAAGACACCAUCACAACGGAAGGUGGGAGGCUCGUAUUGGCAGGGUUUUCGGCAACAAAUAUCUUUACCUCGGAACUUAUGCGACCCAAGAAGAAGCUGCCACAGCAUAUGACAUGGCAGCAAUUGAAUAUCGAGGACUGAACGCCGUCACAAAUUUCGACCUAAGCCGCUACAUCAAGUGGCUUAAGCCCAACAACAAAACCAACAUAAUCAACUCUAAUCUCAUUGACCCUGUGCCUAAUAUUGAGAACGACUUCACCCCAAAACCUAAUCAAGAAAAAGGGUUGAAUUUUUUCCGCAGCCAAGAGCCAUUGAGCAAUGAAGAAGGGACACUGACACUGACUCAGCCUCGGCCAGCUGCUGCCACGUCAGCCCUAGGGCUGUUGCUUCAGUCUGCCAAGUUUAAGGAGAUGAUGGAGAUGACAUCCGCCGCGGAUUUGUCGGCACCGCCGCCGGACUCUGAGCUGCCGCCGUGCACGUUUCCCGAUGACAUUCAAACGUACUUCGAGUGUGAAGAUUCCAAUAGAUAUGGAGAAGGGGAUGAUAUCAUGUUCAGUGACCUAAACAGGUUUAUGCCCCCUAUGUUCCAUUGUGAUGACUUUGAGGCUUGAAGGUCUAGGGGUUCUAAUUCACGUACCCGGAAACAAAAUAUUGAUGGGAGUUGCUUCUUAAUUUAUUAUUUCAUUUUUAACUUAGGCUUAUUUCUCAGUUUGUGAAUAUGGAACAUUAAUUUGUUGGCAGCAAGACAUUGAUCAGAAAAUAAACAAGAAGAUUGAAUUAUUAGGGAAACUGAUCUUGGAUUAGUAAUCAUGGUGAAAGGAGGAUGUCAAGUAGUUUAUUUGUUGUAGUUGUAAAGAGAAUAAGCAUCUCAAGAAAAAGCAAGACAAAAGGUGCAAAAU
Messenger RNA from Cajanus cajan (pigeon pea), 1391 nucleotides. Its product is annotated as AP2-like ethylene-responsive transcription factor At1g16060. The record is from RefSeq and is a predicted model, not a curated record. Gene Ontology annotation, biological process: regulation of DNA-templated transcription. Gene Ontology annotation, molecular function: DNA binding; DNA-binding transcription factor activity. NCBI's taxonomy places the organism in Eukaryota, Viridiplantae, Streptophyta, Magnoliopsida, Fabales, Fabaceae.